Acaulospora morrowiae is the source of this 177-nucleotide messenger RNA. Lineage: Eukaryota; Fungi; Glomeromycota; Glomeromycetes; Diversisporales; Acaulosporaceae. The record is from the annotation of a GenBank genome assembly.
AUGUAUGAUAUAGAAUAUGACACAAUGAAUGAUGAAACUGGUCCUUUACCUUCUCAUGACAAGAUAUCCAAGAAGACUAGUGAUAUAUACAAGCCAGAGAUGGGUAGACAAGUCAAAAUAGAAGACAAACCUGGUAUAGAUGCUUCUCUUGAAGAGCCAAAAUCUAAGUUCCUUUGA